GUUACCGCCCACAAAGUUACUCAGCCAGCUGACAGCUGAGCCAGCGAGGACUCAACACGGCUUCACUGUACCACAACACAGCGAGUCUGACCUGUCAGCGCCUAAUCAAAGCUGGAGGACACACAUCACACUCCAUUGUAGCUUUUACUUUCUGUUGUACGUCAUUAGUUAAGCCGAUCUCUUCCUCUAACCUAGUUGUUAGCUAGCAGCGUUAGCUCCUCUGACGUUACUACAGUACUGUACCAGAGAGGACCAGAGACAAGACAGACCGUCAACAUGUCGGACCCGGCCGGGGAGGCGAAGCUGGAGCUGAAACAGGCAAGCAAAGAGGUGAAGGAGAGCGAAAACGUGGCGGAGAAAUACUCAGCCAUGACCGUCAGCAAGAACAGCGAGCUGAACAUGGGAGAGCUGUCGUCCGCCUUCAGCGCGGUGCCCACUCACAAACCUGUCAAGAAGCAAAUCCAGUUUGUGGAGGACAAGCAGGAGUUCAGCAGGUUCCCCACCAAGGCAGGCCGUCGCUCCCUGUCCCGUUCCAUCUCCCAGUCAUCCACAGACAGCUACGGCUCUGCUGCGUCCUAUACGGACAGCUCUGACGAUGAGACGUCACCACGGGACAAAACUCAGGUCAACUCCAAGGGCAGCAGCGACUUCUGUGUCAAGAGCAUCAAACAGGCUGAAUUUGGCAGACGUGAGAUUGAGAUCGCAGAACAAGAUAUGUCGGCGCUGAUCUCACUCAGGAAGAGAGCGCAGAGUGAGAAACCGUUGGCAGGUGCCAAAAUUGUGGGCUGCACUCACAUCACUGCCCAGACUGCAGUGCUGAUUGAGACUCUAGUGGCUCUCGGGGCUCAGUGCCGCUGGACUGCAUGUAACAUAUACUCUACACAGAAUGAAGUGGCUGCUGCUCUGUCAGAGACUGGUGUGGCUGUGUAUGCCUGGAAAGGCGAGUCUGAGGAUGAUUUCUGGUGGUGCAUCGACCGCUGUGUCAACAACGAGGGUUGGCAGCCGAACAUGAUCCUUGAUGAUGGAGGAGACUUGACACACUGGAUGUACAAGAAAUACCCCAAUGUAUUCAAGAAGAUCAGGGGUAUUGUAGAGGAGAGUGUCACUGGGGUUCACAGGUUGUAUCAGCUGUCUAAAGCUGGGAAACUGUGUGUACCGGCGAUGAAUGUAAAUGACUCUGUGACAAAGCAGAAGUUUGACAACCUGUACUGCUGCAGAGAGUCCAUCCUAGACGGCUUGAAGAGAACCACAGAUGUCAUGUUCGGAGGCAAACAGGUGGUCGUAUGUGGGUACGGCGAGGUUGGAAAAGGUUGUUGUUCCGCUCUGAAAGCUCUGGGAGCCGUCGUCUACAUUACAGAGAUUGAUCCCAUCUGUGGCCUGCAGGGCUGCAUGGACGGAUUCAGGGUGGUCAAGCUGAAUGAGAUCAUUCGUCAGGUUGACGUCAUCAUCACAUGCACUGGGAACAAGAAUGUGGUGACCAGAGACCAGCUGGACCGAAUGAAAAAUGGCUCAAUUGUCUGCAACAUGGGCCACUCCAAUACUGAGAUUGAUGUGGCAAGUCUUCGGACCCCCGAGCUCACCUGGGAGAGGGUGCGCUCUCAGGUGGAUCACGUCAUUUGGCCUGAUGGCAAGAGAGUCAUCCUUCUGGCUGAGGGACGUCUCCUGAACCUCAGCUGCUCCACUGUCCCUACCUUUGUCUUGUCCAUCACAGCCACCACUCAGGCCCUGGCCCUGAUAGAGUUGUACAACGCUCCUGAGGGACGAUACAAGCAGGAUGUGUACUUGCUUCCCAAGAAGAUGGAUGAAUAUGUCGCCAGUCUGCAUCUGACCACAUUUGAUGCCCACCUGACGGAGCUUUCUGAUGAGCAGGCAAAAUACCUGGGCCUGAAUAAGAACGGCCCCUUUAAACCCAACUACUACAGGUAUUAGUCUGCAAGGGAACCACAGCUCAGCACACCUAAAUGUGAACGCUACCACCAGACAUCACCCAUCCCUAAAACAAAAGAAAGAUUUAUGUAAAUUAUAUUUUAUACUCUUCACAGCUUAUAUUUAGUUGUAUAUUUUACCGACCACAGCAAGUUUUGCUUCACUUGCUGCUUCCUACAGAACGGCACAUGGCACCCGGCUGGCUGUGAAACGUCAGCGUAACAACAGCACUUAUAUCUGCUGUUUAGUCAGAUUUUUAUUCACUGGUUUCACCUGCUGGCUCCGAGGUUAUUAUCUGAUAGAUAUUGAAUAAUGUAUCAAUAUAGUGUUCCAAAUGACUGUGACUGGGAAGGGUUACAGUUGUGAAAUGUUAAUGGUUAGUUGUGAAAACAGUUAAACCUGCACUAAUCGAUACUUUUGAUAUAAACAUAUUAAACUUCUCCACUUAAUGCUUGAAAUUCCAAACUCACGAAAACUAAAUCUCACUGAGCUUUUUAGCCGAUGUUAGCUCUUUGUUUUGGCAGCCAAGAAGAAAGUCAAGCUCCAGUUGUAUUUCUCAGAAGCAGGUGAACAAAAUCACCUUAAAUUUGUCAGGUGGCGAGACUCUAAUUAGGUGUUGCUGUGUGUCUGCUGGAUGUUUAAGUAGGCAAUUAUUUGCUGACAAAUGAGCCAUAACAGCCUGAUGAUCUGACUGUAAAUCAGCUCUGUGUUUCUGUGAGUUUGUUUCUGCCCCCCAGUGGUUAAAAAAAUGACUUCAUGCAGUUUUAAAGUUUUCUUUCU
Messenger RNA from Sebastes umbrosus (honeycomb rockfish), 2706 nucleotides. Its product is annotated as S-adenosylhomocysteine hydrolase-like protein 1. The coding region runs from base 277 to 1929 and encodes 550 amino acids. The transcript has 17 exons. Gene Ontology annotation, biological process: L-methionine cycle. The record is from RefSeq and is a predicted model, not a curated record. NCBI's taxonomy places the organism in Eukaryota, Metazoa, Chordata, Actinopteri, Perciformes, Sebastidae. Gene Ontology annotation, cellular component: cytosol.